Messenger RNA from Candidula unifasciata, 1388 nucleotides. The record is from the annotation of a GenBank genome assembly. Lineage: Eukaryota; Metazoa; Mollusca; Gastropoda; Stylommatophora; Geomitridae.
UCAGGUGGGCAGUCUCCGAAUUCAGUCCGUGUUCAGCUGAGUGCGGUAGCGGGUCUCAAGAGCGUACUGUGCAGUGUGUUCGCAGCGAAAGGUGGGACGAUGUCACCAAAGAGGUAGAAGUUGAAGACCAUCUAUGCUCAUUGCCGAUGCCAGAUGAAACACGGUCCUGUAACACUCACAUGUGCACGGGAUACUGGGCUAAAGGAGAAUGGUCAGAGUGUUCGAAAACUUGCGGGGCUGGAAUCCAGACCCGAGAAGUAAAAUGUGAGAGCUCUCUGUGGCAGCAGAAACGUGUACAAAUAGCCCCAGCACAGUGCCCAGGAACUAAGCCAGAAUCAUCACGUCAGUGUCACGUGACAGACUGCAUAGAUAGCUCCCAGCUGCCCUCGAUUGUGUCUGAGAAUUAUACUUUGAUACAGCUACACAAAGCUAAAAAGAUUAAAGUCAACAUUGGAGGACAGGUGAAUCUCUUCCCUGGUCAGACGGUGAUUGUCCGGUGCCCAGUCAGAAAAUACGACAAACAUUUGGUCUACUGGAGUAGAGGAUAUAAACUCGUGAAAUUCAUGGGUCGUGUCCGCUUCACCAGUAAAGGUCUUCACAUUGACGAGGCUAACCCCAGUGAAGACGCGGGUGUUUACACUUGUUUCGCUGGAGACUUGUCUGCAACAGUCACUGUUGGUUUUAUUGAUGAAGAUGAUGGUAUGACAAAAGUGUAUAAAAGAUGGAUUAAAAAAUCCAAAGAAGAAUACAAACUUAACAACGCAAAGCACAGCAAUAACGGACACUACAGCGACAACGUGUUGUCACCUUCUUCAAGUUUGGGAGCUGACGAGCAGAGACAACAGAGAGACCAAAGUAGAAACUCUAGUAACGUGUUGAUGUACGUCGUCCAGGACUGGACACCGUGCAACGCAACCUGCCAGUCUGUAGGCUACCAAGAACGGAACGUUACCUGCUCACACGUGACACCAAAGUUUGUGAAGAUUGUGGCAAACUCCGAGUGCCAGAACGCAGGUUUGAAGAACCCUGACGUUAUAAGAGAAUGCAAAACCACAGAGACUAGCUGUGCUGUGUGGCGGACCGGACCUUGGUCCCAGUGUCGUCCAAGUUGCGGACAGGUGGGCUACAAGAGCCGAAUACUGAGCUGUGUGUGGCAAUCCUCAGGAGAACCGGCGGGGCCACGCUGUGAUCUGGCCAGCCAGCCAGAAGCAAUCAAGCCAUGCCAAACAAGACCUUGUCCUUUGGAAUGCACAGAUUCGUCCAGAUACUGCAGUCUGACCAAAAUGCUCAAGUUGUGUAGAUAUCAUAAUUUUAAGGCGCAAUGCUGUCAGACUUGUAAUGCACAUCCCAAGGUGCCAGUUUACAAUUUUUCUCCAGUUAUUGUCUGA